Messenger RNA from Microthlaspi erraticum, 2886 nucleotides. The record is from the annotation of a GenBank genome assembly. NCBI's taxonomy places the organism in Eukaryota, Viridiplantae, Streptophyta, Magnoliopsida, Brassicales, Brassicaceae.
AUGUCGCCUUACUCGUCCUCCAUUCACACGCAUGGGUCAAGACCUCAAAACUAUCAUCCAUCGAACCCGCAAAGGAAUGCUCGGGUUGAGCCUUCCGGAUCUGCAAACCAACCAGCCCAACAGGAUGUUGAGGCAACGCCAGUAGCAGAAGGUCAAACGCAAGCCGAUCCGACCUUAUCAAUGGUGCAUAAUCUCUUAUCUCAAGUACUACAUCGAGCCAUACCCGGUAACGGCAAUGGAGUGCCGCCACCACCAGAUUUUCUGAAGAUAGUAACCAUUAUGAAGACGUUGGGGACUUACCACUUUGAAGGAGAGCCAGAUCUUUACCAGGCGGACGCAUGGCUACAAAGCAUCGAAAGGAAUUUCGCUGCAACUAGGUGUCCAAUCAACUUCAAGAAGGACGUUGGAAUCUACUAUCUACGGAAGGACGCACUAAACUGGUGGGAGAGUGUGGAUCGACAAAAAGGCCAGUAUGUCAAUACUUGGGAGAAGUUCAAACACGAGUUUGAGCAGAAGUAUUUUCCACCAGAAGCACGGGAUCGUCUAACUCAAGAAUUUCUGAGAUUGGAGCAAGGCGAGAAGAGUGUACGAGCCUAUGAAGCGGAGUUUAUGAGGUUACAAAGGUAUGCCUCAUACUGUAACGAGGAUGAUAAAGCCCUGGUGAGACAAUUCAUGCAAGGCUUAAAACCGGAGAUAGGAGGUCGACUACAAUCUGUCACUUUCACCAACCCUCAUGAAGUGAUAGAGAGAGCGGUGAAUGUAGAGACAUAUCUACAAAAGGAGAAAGCCGCGUGGAACAAAAGGAAAAUGGAGUUCAACGCGACAACCAAGUCAAAGAAGGGAGGUCAAUCUUCUAAUCAAGGAAAACCCCACAAGGGUAAUCAGAAGUCUGGAAAUGGAGAUCGAGGAUGCUACACAUGCGGAGAAAAGGGACAUUUCUCAAGAAAUUGUCCUCGUACCUUCAAGACAACAGAAUCUCUCAUGCAUGUCAGAUGCUAUCUUUGUGGCGAAUUUGGGCAUUACGCCACUAGUUGUCCCAACAGAGUUGUUGGAACAGCAGGAGGAUCCGGCAAACAAAACGCACCACCCCGACCAAUGAAAGAAUCCCCGACUAAGCGUCUAACUUCUUCGGGUAAGGUGUAUGCUUUAGAAGCAGGACCAUCAAACCCGUCGGGAUCAAACCAAGGUCCCAUCACAGGAACAAUAUGUGUAGGUGGUAUCCUGACACAUGUUUUGUUCGAUUCGGGAGCGACACAUAGCUUUGUGACUCCCGAAGUAGCAUCUUGUUUUGGUGACGCUUAUAGGAUAGGAUUGGUGGAGGUUUCUGUUGUAACCCCCGGAGACCAAGUCCUUAAAGCGUCUAGUGUCGUGUUAGGUGUGCCUGUUGUUAUGCAGGGAGAGACGUUUUCGGCUGACCUACUAGUCCUACCCCUAGCCCGCUUCGACGUAAUCCUUGGAAUGGAUUGGUUGUCAAGCUACAAAGCUCAGCUUGACUGUGAGAGAGGAAGAAUCACCUUCAAAGGAUCUCAGCGUCAGAAGAUUGCGUACCAAGGAAUCAGUCCUAGUACGGCAGUGGCGUUAGUAGCUGCUCUACGAAUAGAGAAGCAGUUGGAGUGUGGUGAAGCUUAUCUGAUUGCUAUCAGUGUGGUGGAAGAAGAAGAUGACAAGGAGUUGAGGGUGGAAGACAUUUCAGUUGUGUGUGAAUACGGGGAUGUAUUCAAGGCAUUAACUGAAUUGCCCCCAUCCCGGAAGAACCCCUUUACUAUCAGUCUUGAACCAGGAACGGCACCAAUAGCAAGGGCACCAUAUCGCAUGGCCCCAGCAGAGCUAGCCGAGUUGAAGACACAGUUAGAAGACUUGAUGGACAAGGGAUUCAUUCGACCGAGUUCCUCACCAUGGGGAGCACCGGUGUUAUUUGUGAAGAAGAAAGACGGUAGCAUGAGGUUAUGCAUUGACUACCGCGGGAUCAACAACAUCACUAUCAAGGACAAGUAUCCCCUCCCGAGGAUAGAUGAGUUGUUAGAUCAAUUGCGAGGAGCAAGUUGGUUUUCCAAGAUCGACUUAGCCUCCGGAUAUCAUCAGAUCUCAAUCUUUGAGCCAGACGUAUUCAAGACGGCGUUCAACACGAGGUAUGGUCAAUACGAGUUUGUCGUCAUGCCAUUCGGAUUGACUAAUGCCCCGGCCGCAUUCAUGAGAUUGAUGAAUGAGGUGUUUCACGACUACCUGGAUGGAUUCGUGAUAGUCUUCAUCGACGACAUAUUGGUUUACUCCAAAACCAAGGAAGAGCACAAGGAGCAUCUGCGGAAGGUCUUGGAAAGACUAAGAAGUCAGAAGCUCUACGCCAAGUUCAGCAAGUGUCGGUUCUGGAAACGGGAGAUAGGUUUCCUAGGACACAGGGUUUCAGAACAAGGAGUUUCUGUCGACCCCGAGAAGAUAGCGGCUAUACAAGACUGGCCACAACCCACAAAUGCAACAGAAGUAAGGAGUUUUCUGGGAUUGGCCGGAUACUACCGCAAGUUUGUAAAGGACUUCUCAAUCAUGGCGAAGCCAUUGACAAGACUAACCGGGAAAGGAGUUCCAUUCGUCUGGAGUGAAGAAAUUGAGUGUGCAUUCGCCGAGCUAAAAGAAGCAUUGACGAAAGCACCCAUUCUUACUCUACCGGAACCUGGCAAGCCAUAUGUGGUGUAUACGGAUGCAUCACGGAUUGGGUUAGGAUGCGUUCUAAUGCAAGAGGAGAAGGUAAUAGCUUAUGCCUCAAGACAGCUAAGGAAGCAUGAAGAAAACUAUCCGACGCAUGACUUGGAGAUGGCGGCAGUUGUCUUCGCGCUGAAGAUAUGGAGAUCUUAUCUAGACGUUGGAUGGAGUUUAUUGCGGACUACGACGUGA